UUUCACUCAAACCCCUUUGAACUCUAUUUAUUUGCAACAACCAAGUCCACACAUCAACUGAGCUAGAACUAAAUAUGCAAAUGAAUCGAUCAGCCAACUUUUGAUAAUGCCCUCUGUGGUGGACAAAGCAAGUCAAUUCUCCUUGCAACAUAGACGCUACGCCUUCGCAAACCGAUACCUUGCUGGAAAGAAACGGUUCACAAAACUCUGCCAUCAAUUCAACUUCUCCUCAUUGAUUCAACACCGUCGUCUGGUUUACCAGCGAUCGGAUAUGCCUCAGCAAGAUUCGGAAGAACAAGUCUUUGUAACUAGAAACAAGAGGUCUUCCGCAUCACCCGAACCCACUCAGAGCCACCACUCUCAACAAAACCCUUCAAGUGGUGGAUCAAAUAAGCCCCGGGCCAGCAACGACCAGGAGAGCGGUCAGGGCCGUCGAGGUUCGCCUGGCGCUCACGGUCAAGACAACUCACCCGCUGCAAGAAUCCGUCGCGAGGCCAUAGAAAAGUGUGAAAAGCUUCUCAACGUGCCCUUCCCUCACAGUGUUGAAGUGCAAGCCGCCGAUCCCAAUCAAUCCGACGUCGAGCCCACGAACCCGUCGGCGGCCUACCUGGACUAUUGCAUCAACAAAGAACUGAGACGGCGUAAACAGAACAUCGUUGAUAAUUUGAUGGCUGCAAUCUCGGAAUGUGUUGAAAGAAGACUGGAAGCACUCGAGGAAGAGUGUGAGCAUACUUCCGGAUCACAUACUUCGCGUGCUUUCCAGGCAGGAAAACACAUACCCCAGUCAGCUGGCCAGAAGAGAUCCAAAGGUCAAAGUGGUAGAGACGAAAGUGAGAAUGAGGAAGAAGGAGACGACAAGUUCCGUAGAAAGAAGGACAACAAGAGGACAAAAACCACAAAGGACGACUCUCGCCCUCGGUUUGCUUGUCCUUACCAUCAAAGGGACCCCAAGAGAUUCGGCACUGAGAGAACAUGUUGUGGUCCGGGGUGGUUUGAAAUCGGCCGAGUAAAGGAACAUCUCGAGCGAAGACAUAGUCUGUCUCCGCAUCAAUGCAAUCGAUGCCUUCGCCGGUUUGACGAUGAGAAAGAUCUGAAGAAGCAUCAACGGAUGACGACGCCGUGCCCAGUAAAAGAGACAAGCAGCCUUCAACGAAACCUCCUGGAUGGCUACGACGAGGAACAAGCAAAGAAACUGAAAAUAAGAGUGAGGAUGAACCCUGUUGAGAAGUGGAGGGAGUGGUAUUGUGCUCUAUUUGAUGUCAAGCCUGAUUCUCCUGACAUUCCUUCACCUUAUUAUGAUCCUUCACUCUUAACCACUCGGGCGCCAGCCGUCAAGGUCGAAAACCCUGACGAAUGGCGUGACUACUGGAUCAAGGCAAAGCCAGCAAUUCAACACCAAGUAGCCAUGGCAGUAGAAGAUGCAUUCACCGACUGGGAACCUCAAAUGAAGGUGACUGUCAUGGAACGUCUGCAAGAGCUGCCACGCAUAAUUGCAGAUAAGCUUCCUUUCCCGGGACUCAGUCCAGAGGAGACGUCCACAGCAGCUGACGAUUUUGGGCUUUACUCCUGCUUGGACUAUUAUUCAUUUGCCCCAGAAGACUUGGGAGAGCAGCCUUUCGACUUUCAAGCCAUAGACGACGGGGCUAUGCUGAACAACUCGGCAACGUUAGAUAUGAAUGAGUCCACGGAUUCCUCAGACGCAUAUCAAGCCAGUGACAGCUCGGCCACGUCUCUGGGAGACGAUGCAGCAUACCAACAAGUCGACUACAAGGCAGCCGUGAUGCCAAGUAGCAUUGAUUUUAGCUUUCCAAAUAAUGGCGGGUAUUACUAACACCUGGACUUAUAUCAUGAGCUGUCUCCGUCAGUCCGGACCUUCUUUCAUGUUUUUCAUAUCCUGUUUAUGUCCUUUCUAUGUUCCUUUAUGACAAGAAGCCAAUCACUCACUCUCAUCUUACUUCUAUUUAGUCUCUCUUAUAUGGUAUUGGCGCUUUCUUUCGCAAGGUGCCCGACCUCGCGAAAUUUCACAUUCGCUAUGGCAGUCAUGCCAACAUCAGAGGAAAACGGAUAUCUGAACCCUAUCUCCUAUGUGAGAGCGUAAGGAGGAUGUAAAUUUAUCAUUUUCGCAAUGUUGUAUGUACUA
Fusarium oxysporum Fo47 is the source of this 2140-nucleotide messenger RNA. RefSeq lists its product as uncharacterized. The coding region runs from base 107 to 1831 and encodes 574 amino acids. NCBI's taxonomy places the organism in Eukaryota, Fungi, Ascomycota, Sordariomycetes, Hypocreales, Nectriaceae. The record is from RefSeq and is a predicted model, not a curated record. The transcript has 5 exons.